AUGAUCAGUAAGCCGGAAAAAAGAAGAAGAAGAAGCAGAAGUGUAGUUCUCCAUGUUGCUGCAUUUAAAGGAUCUCUGGAGGCCAAUGUCUCUGUGAAGCGUCCGGGGCCAAACAUCUACCUGGGUGAGAGUGUGCUCCUGCAGUGCACAGUGGAGUCCCUCUCUGGUUUUGUGAAGAGCUACUGGUGGUUCAGGUCCAAACCACACAGGGCUCCCACCCCCAGGCACCUGGUCUCCGGUGACAGCUACUUCAUCACCGCUGUAACACGGGAGGAGGCCGACAGGUACUGGUGCCAAGCCGAGUGUCGGGAGAACCGGACUGAGGUUGAGCUAAAGGCCCGGCCGGUCUCACUUGAAGUGUCAGAAUUGCCCCCUCCCUCGCUCUCUCUGACUCCUGACACCAGGAAGAUAUUCAGUUGGGGGUGUUUCACUCUGCAGUGCCUCACAUCUCAGACUAACUCCUCAGGGUGGAAGCUGGUGCAUUUCUCUCCUGACCUAAAAGCAGGGACCUCAAACCUCACCGUUCACUAUUCAACGCCAGGAGAUGGCGACAUCAUUCUGAAGACCCAAGCCUCCCCUGUGUUUACGGGUGACGAUGUCACCUUGUGUUAUCAGCAUCAGAGCGGCAAACACAAACAAACCAGCUUCUUUAAAAACGGAGCAUUGAUUGACUCUAACAGUUCGUCCGGUUCAGACCGAGUCAUAAAGAUGACUCUUAAGAAUGUGACACGGGAAGAUGAAGGCUUCUACAGGUGUGCGUCCCACGACAGACAGCUGCAGAGUCCAGAGAGCUGGUUAUCAGUGAGACCAGACAGAGGAAACUUCACAUCAGAGGAGACUCCAGCCUCCACUGGUUCCUGGAAAUGGAUCAUUGCUUCAUGUGGGGUUCUACUUCUGAUCGUCAUUCCUUUGACUGUUUGGCUCGUUUGUCACUACAGGUACCAGAAGUUCUGCACUUGGAGCUGCUGGCCAGUUUCCAAACAGGAAGUUCCAGCAGGGGUGCUUCCUGCCACCAAGUUGGAUGUGACAGAGGUGCAGUGGGACCUGUCCUGGAUGGAGAUGUCCAACCUGUUGGAAAAGGAUUCUUAUUGUGGCACGUAAAGGGAAACUCUCUUCUGAAGCCCAGAGAAAGUAUUAACUAUUGGGUCAAACCUAUGAGAAAGCUCAGUCAGUGCUGCAAUUUGUAGUAUUUCAUGGUCACAUGUCAAAAUAGUGCUGCCUGAUAUAUUUUUGAAUUGAAUUAAAUGAGAUGUUUAGGAUUUAUAAGGAUGACUACAUUUGCUGAUGGUGCAGAUUUGAUAGCUUCCAAUACAAAUGUUAUUGUUUCAGUUGUCACAUUUGUCAAUGUCAAUACUUUUGCACAUUUA
Pleuronectes platessa (European plaice) is the source of this 1367-nucleotide messenger RNA. RefSeq lists its product as uncharacterized. The record is from RefSeq and is a predicted model, not a curated record. The transcript has 8 exons. Bases 1 to 1101 code for a protein of 366 amino acids. Lineage: Eukaryota; Metazoa; Chordata; Actinopteri; Pleuronectiformes; Pleuronectidae. Gene Ontology annotation, biological process: cell surface receptor signaling pathway. Gene Ontology annotation, molecular function: transmembrane signaling receptor activity.